UUUAGUUAUAACAUGUUAUGGUCAUGGUGAGCCGUAGGACUGCCCACUCCUCCCUUUGGUUUUCUUCCUUCCCCAUCCUCCUUUCUCUCUUUGGGACUUUUGAUGUUUCCCUCCUUGCCUUUUUCUUGCCAUUGUGUCUCAUCUGUUCUUCUCUGCAGCAACUCCCAGUUCCUGUGCCCCUCCUGCUCCUCUCACUACCCCUUGCUACUUAGCAGUGGGAUUGUCCUUGGAGCAGCAAAUACUGAAUGGAGAAUGCUUGUUUUAGGUACCAUUGGCAUUUUAUGGUGUAGUUGUGCUGUCCUAGCAGGGCUUUAUGGCAAAGGGCUGAUGGAACUCAACAGGGAUGUCAUGCAGGAGAACUACCAGAAUCUCAUCUCACUAGGUUUUCCAAUUCCUAAAUGUGACAUGGCCUCCCAAAUGGAAAAAGGCAAAGAACUAUCUGACUCAGGUCACCAGGCUUUCAAGGAAUCGGAGAUCUUGAAAUACACCCCCACAGGCGAUCACAGUGGAGAGGAGGAGAUUUCUCAGCAGGAAGAUUCUGCAAGCAUGGAACUGCAGCGGGUGUUUUCAGUGAGAUCCGGAGGAGACCUAUCCCAGGGCCCUGACCUGGGGAAAGCCCAUGUGAGUCAGCACAACUCAGCAAUGCCACAGAGAGAGGACCCUUCAGAGAGGAAACCAACUGAAUCCACUCACGGCGAACGAGACCUCCAGGAGCAACGAGAGGACGUCGUCCCCCGACGAACACCCCGAUCAGAGAGACCAACCAUAUGUUCUGAAUGCGGGAAGGGCUUCAGUCGAAGCAUACACCUGAUCCAGCAUCAGAGAAUGCACACGGGGGAGAGACCCUUCAAAUGCACAGAGUGCGGGAAAGGCUUCAGCCAGAGCUCGCACCUUAUUCAGCACCGGAGAAUCCACACGGGCCAGAAGCCCUACACAUGUCACGAGUGUGGGAAGAGCUUCAGCCAGAGCUCCAACCUUAUCAAACACCAGAGGAUCCACACAGGACACAAGCCCUACGUAUGCACUGAGUGUGGGAAGAUCUUCAGUGAUAGCUCCACAUGUAUAAAACACCAGAGAAUGCACACGGGAGAGAAGCCAUACAAAUGUCCCGAGUGUGGCAAAAAUUUUAGCCAGCGCUCACACCUCAUCCAGCACCAGAGGAUCCACAACGGCGUCAAGCCCUACACGUGCAUGGAGUGUGGGAAGAGCUUUGGCCAGAGCUCCGAUCUGAUCAACCACAGCAGGACCCACACCGGGGAGAAACCCUACAAAUGCACUGAGUGUGGGAAGUGCUUCAGUGGGAACUCCAAUCUGAUCAAACACCAGAGGAUCCACACGGGAGAGAAUCCCUACCACUGUGCUCAGUGCGGGAAGUGCUUCCGCUUCCAGCCACAGCUUGUGCGGCACCAGAAACACCACGCACAGUGUAGCCAGCCUCUCCCAGAGGUCAGCCUGCGCCCAGGAUGUCUGGCGGGGAAUAGCAGAGAGCAGCAGAUGGUGGCAUUGCUCCUUACACCUGCCUUCCAGCAUCAGAGAACCCACACGGGGGACGGACCUUACAAAUGUGCAGAGAGUGGGAAGAGCUUCCUCCGGAGUGCUGAGCUCAUUCUGCAUCAGAGAACUCACACGGGUGAGAGCCCCUACAAAUGCCUGGAGUGUGGGAAGAGCUUCAGCGUCCACUCCAACCUUAUUAACCACUAGAGAAUCCAUGUGGGGGAGAGACCCUAUAGCAGUAUGGAGUGUGGGAAGAGCUUUGGCCGGAGCGCAGACCUUAUUAAAUAUCAGAGGACCCACACUGGGGAGAGGCCCUAUAAAUGCCCUCAGUGCAGGAAGACCUCAGACCUGGUGAAACAUCAGCAGAUCCACACAGGAGAGAAGCCCUAUCUGUCUUCUGAGUGUGGGAAAUGUUUCCGGCAGAGCUCGGACCUGGUCAAACACCAGAGGACUCACAUGGGAGAUAAGCCCUACCAAAGGGUUCAUCAUCAGCUCCAUCCUCAUCACCCAGCAGUGACUGCACACCAGAGAGAGACCCUACCAAUGCACCAGCUACAGGAAAAGCGUCAGAGAGCACUCUGGACUGAUUGGCCACAGGGCAGAGAAGAUGCCCUACCAGACUGCCGAGUGCGGGAAAACCUUCACUCAGACCUUGACCCUGGUUAGACACCAGAUCACCCACACGGGAGAGAGACCCUACAAAUGUCCGGACUGCAGGAAAGGCUUCCGCCACAGCUCCAACCUCCUCCAGCAUCGCAGGACCCACACAGGGGAGAGAUCCUACCCCUGCACCAUCUGCAGGAAGAACUUUGGGAUGAGCUCGCACCUCGUCAAGCAUCGGAGAACCCAUACUGGGGAGAGACCCUAGCAGUGCGCUGACUGCGGGCAGCACUUCAUCCAGCGCUCCAACCUCCACGGUCACCAGAGGAGCC
This is a messenger RNA of Trachemys scripta elegans, 2426 nucleotides long. RefSeq names its product zinc finger protein 436-like. Lineage: Eukaryota; Metazoa; Chordata; Testudines; Emydidae. The transcript has 5 exons. Gene Ontology annotation, biological process: regulation of transcription by RNA polymerase II. The record is from RefSeq and is a predicted model, not a curated record. Gene Ontology annotation, molecular function: DNA-binding transcription factor activity, RNA polymerase II-specific; RNA polymerase II cis-regulatory region sequence-specific DNA binding.